AUGGGGAACGAGUUGAAAACUCUGAUUUCUCGAAGAGACAGAGCGCUUUUAUUAAUCAACAGCUUGAAAGCAUACAACACUCGGAUACUUAGAGGAAAUGUACCAACCAUGGGGAGUAAAGUAAAAAACGAUGAGAAUGAGAAUUUCGAGAUUGAAACGGAAAAUAUGAAUGAAGAAAGAGAGAGUGAAUUGGUAUACAAUCGUGAAAAACUUGGACUAACGAGACCAAAGCCAAUAUCACCUCCACGGAAACCUCCAACUCAACCGCCAACUACUGAGCCAGCACUGGUGCUCAGAACAGAUCCGUGGAAUCAAAACAAACAGACAAACCAAUCGAACUCUUCAUUGUCAGCGUAUCAUGCCUCAGCAACAGCAAUGGAUCUAUGGAGCCGAGCCAUCAAACCACCAAGUCCUCCAACUUUCCCUUCUCAAGAAACACUGCAAUCCCUUCCACGCCAUCCACUCAAAAACAUUAAAAGCAAUGCACAUGAAAGAACAACAUCACCUUCAUCAACAACAUCAACUACACCAUCACGACCUCUAACUCCUCUUGAAUUGAGACAAUCAACACAAAACCCACUUGGCAACCAUCUCUUUGAUACACUUUUUGGGAAUCCUCGAAUUCGCUAUGAUCCAGUCGGUGCGUUGCCAGUUCCAUCAUUUCCUUGGUCUUCAAUGCCACUAAACUACAAUUAUCUUCGUCCGGAAUAUGGAAAAGAACAAAAAAGAGCAAAUCUUGGUGCUCAUUUCAUUGAAAUCACUGGUCUGCACUUUGAUGGUAAAAAUCUCUAUUUUGAUCUGAAUAAUGCAUCCGAGCUUCCAAUGUUGAUUCGUUUUAUUGGAUGGGAACCAAGGGGAAAUGGAGUGAAAAUUGUGUUUCCUGGAUGUGAGCAACCAGACGAAAGACAAUAUUAUAAGAUGUGUUUCGAGCUUGCUCCUAAUAAUUUGACCCGCAUUUUUGUCGAUUUUUCAGAAGCAAAACACGUGCUCGCAUACUAUGCUCAGCAAAACUCUCCCGAAUAUUACGCCUAUGUCCAUCUUUCCGGAAAGGGUCAAAUCAACAAAGAUGGUUAUUUUGCACUUGCUUAUGCAACUGUUUGUUUGAAAUACACCGAUGGAAAAUGGACUCCCGAAUCGACUCCAAAUCGUCCAGUCGAUCAUUUUCGUUGGAAAGCU
This is a messenger RNA of Mesorhabditis belari, 1176 nucleotides long. NCBI's taxonomy places the organism in Eukaryota, Metazoa, Nematoda, Chromadorea, Rhabditida, Rhabditidae. The record is from the annotation of a GenBank genome assembly.